AAAUAGCUUUAGAAGGAAAAGUACAGUCACACUGAGCAGUUUGCAGAGGCUGAAAAAGAAGAGCGUAUUUAUCUGAAGAUGUCUGGAUUACAUGAGAAGCUGACGUUGGUGGCAGCAGUGACUCUGGCCGUCUUGACCUCGGCGAAGUCAUCCCCAGUGGUGGGACCGGAGCCCAUCCGCUGUGCCGUCUGUACGCAAGAGAAACUCAACGGCUGUCCCGCCGUCCCGGCGGACUGCAGGCAGGUGCUGAGGGAGCCUGGAUGUGGCUGCUGCAUGGCCUGCGCUCUGGAGAGAGGAGCGUCCUGUGGGGUUCACACGGCACACUGUGAGGAGGGUCUCCGCUGCACUCCCAGGCCCGGCGAGGCCAGGCCACUCCAUGCUCUGACCAGAGGACAGGGGGUCUGCACUGAGGAACUGGGCCAAGAGGAAACAAUCCCUGACCACGGCUCCCUGCACUACCUGUUGGGCCUCAACCUUCCCUUGGACCCCGAGGACACUACUGAGGGCCAAGAGAGCAUCAAGGCCAAGUUCAACUCCAUCCGCAACAAACUGGCACAACAGCACACACAGGGUCCCUGUCACAUUGAACUGAAUGCAGCGCUGGACAUGAUAUCCAGCUCUCAGCAGAGCCUUGGAGAGAGGUUCACAACUUUCUACCUCCCCAACUGCGACAAGCACGGCUUCUACCAGGCCAAGCAGUGUGAGUCAUCUCUGGUUGGACCGCCCGCUCGCUGCUGGUGUGUUUCUUCCUGGAACGGGAAGAAGCUCCCGGGAUCUAGCGACCUGUUAGGUGACUCAGAGUGUCAUCAAGAAGUCACUCACUGAAGGAUGGAUGGACUCACUCACAUACACACAUAGACACAAUCAAACAUGACUCAUUAAGUGUAAAUCUACUUGAUGAACUGACUUCCUUUCCUAAAAAACACAACUCAUUCACACAAAAAUGUAUUCCAGAAGGGGGAAAUUUCCUCUCGUUUUAUUUACAUGAUGUAUGUAUCAAGACUUAUUUAUUCUUACUAGCAUUAACCAUUUGUCAUUUUUAGAUUUUUUAUAUGUUUGCCCAUUUUUUUUCCCGAUUGUAAAUAGGGCAACACUGUAUACAUUUGUGUUUCUGACUAAAUAACUCCAUUGCUCACAACCACAGGGUCCACAGCUCUGCCAAGCCCAUUUCAGAGUCUUCAGGAUCAGUUUUUUUUUCUAAUUCAUUCAGAACUGGAGCUGUGCACGGCACGAAACAACACAGCCGCUCAUUCAUCCAACGUGUUGACAUUGUCUGAAUGUAUCUCCAUUGGCGUUUCCUCAAUGGGUAUUGGGGGAAAUACUUAAAGUGCCGCAAGUAUGUGCACGGUGGCCAAAGCACAAACAUAUCAGGGCUCAUCCAAGCCAGCGUGAGGUUUGGGAUGGGUCCUUCUGCAUUUGUCUACCUCUACUGGUCUCUGCAGGUCCACAGGUUUAGCAGAGAAUCUCUGAGGGCUCUUGUCAGCUACACCUUUAGGGACUUUUAUUUGUCUUUUUUUCGACCUAUUCUAUAGCAAGUAUUUAUUAUGAUUCACUCAUGUGUUUCUGCUUUUGUCUGCAUGUGCAGUGGACCAAAAGUGUUUGUAAAUUUGCCAGGGAGGCUGCUAUUUUGUUGAACCAAUGUACAGUAUAUAUUCUUGUAAUUCUGUUGAUGUGCAUCCAAUUAAAAUGGUAUUUCAUCA
Messenger RNA from Sebastes umbrosus (honeycomb rockfish), 1700 nucleotides. Its product is annotated as insulin-like growth factor-binding protein 1. Gene Ontology annotation, cellular component: extracellular region. The record is from RefSeq and is a predicted model, not a curated record. Gene Ontology annotation, molecular function: insulin-like growth factor I binding; insulin-like growth factor II binding. Gene Ontology annotation, biological process: regulation of insulin-like growth factor receptor signaling pathway. NCBI's taxonomy places the organism in Eukaryota, Metazoa, Chordata, Actinopteri, Perciformes, Sebastidae. The transcript is spliced from 4 exons. Bases 79 to 825 code for a protein of 248 amino acids.